AUGAGGAGGAGGAACCAACCAAAGAAUGCGUGUCGGCCGUGCUGCGACACAUUGCGGAGCUCAAGGACCAUCGACACCACGGGAGUGUUCGUCGAGCCCGAGGACUACGACGUGACCAAGAUUCACGCCCUCCUUCUAGGACCCAUCGGCACGCCCUACGAAGGAGGCUUCUUCCAUUUCGUCCUCCGGUGUCCCUCGGACUACCCUGCGAGGCCUCCGCUGGUGAGGCUCAUGACCACGGACUCGGGUAGGGUGCGGUUUCACCCGUGCAUCUAUGAAAACGGCAAGGUGUGUCUGCCGCUGCUGGGCACGGACAUGGUCGGACCUACUUGGACGCAGCACCACAGCAUCGGGAACGUGGUGUGCACCAUUAGGUGCAUGCUGUCCAACGAGAAUCCCAUCGAAAAGGGAUCGGCUUUCGGUGUCCUACCGACCAUGGGGACGUGGCUGAGCAGCGACAUCUGCUACAACACCGUGUUGCGGCACGAGACGAUCAGGGUCGCGGUGUGCGACGCGGUCGAGGACUGCCUCCAUGGCAGAUCCGCCUGCCCGAACUGUCUGAGGAAAGUGAUCUUGGAAUACUUCCCGCAGUUUUACUGCCAGUACGAGAAAGUGGUCCAGGAGCGGCUGCCCAUGACGGGUUCCUUCAUGAACGACGUGCUCGACAGUGGCGUCGCCAGGUACCAGUACGAGACACUACUAGCGCGUCUGCAUGACCUUCGCGGAUGGGUCGGCUUAGGAAGUUAA
Rhipicephalus microplus (southern cattle tick) is the source of this 747-nucleotide messenger RNA. RefSeq names its product ubiquitin-conjugating enzyme E2 Z. The record is from RefSeq and is a predicted model, not a curated record. Gene Ontology annotation, biological process: negative regulation of apoptotic process. NCBI's taxonomy places the organism in Eukaryota, Metazoa, Arthropoda, Arachnida, Ixodida, Ixodidae. Gene Ontology annotation, molecular function: cysteine-type endopeptidase inhibitor activity. Gene Ontology annotation, cellular component: nucleus.